AUGAGGAAAGUUGCCUAUGUUUUGAACACUGAUAUUCCAGUGGUACCUAAAGAUGUUGAGAAGGAAGUGAAGGAUAAAAUGACUAUGGAAUUAGCUCUCUGGAAUGAAAAUAAUUAUCUAUGCAAGAAUUUCAUUCUGAAUGGGUUAGCUGAUGAUCUCUAUGAUUAUUAUAGCCCAUAUAAGUCUGCCAAAUUAGUUUGGCUGGUUCUAGAAAAGAAUUAUGAUACUGAGGAAGUUGGAACUAAAAAGUAUGUUGUUAGCCACUACCUCAAGUAUCAAACGACUGAUGAUAAAUCAGUAGAGUCUCAAUCCUAUGAGAUACAGAAAAUUGCUCAUGAUAUCAUAUCAGAGGGUAUGGCUUUGGAUGAGCAAUUUCAGGUUGUUGUCAUCAUAGACAAGCUGCCUCUUGGCUGGAAGGAUUUCAAAAACCUUCUCAGACACAAGACCAAAAUAUUCUCUUUGGAGUCUCUGAUCACAUGUCUGCGCAUUGAGGAAGAGGCACGCAGACAGGAUCAGAAAGAUGAAGUGUUGGCUGUGUCUCACAACAACACUAAAAGGAAGAACAUAGCUGCUCCCCAGGCUAACAUGACUCAAGAGCCAUACAUAGUUGUGAUACCUGAGAUCAAUAUGAUUGGAGGAUCAGAUGAAUGA
Molecule: messenger RNA, 651 nt
Organism: Glycine soja
Lineage: Eukaryota; Viridiplantae; Streptophyta; Magnoliopsida; Fabales; Fabaceae
Exons: 1
Coding region: 1-651 (216 amino acids)
Source: RefSeq, a predicted model, not a curated record